AUGCAGCGCCUGCGCAUUCUGCGUCCGCUUAUCGCCAACGCGGUCAUCGCUGAGUGCGUUAUUGAUUCUGGUUCCGAGGCAGUAUUGAUGCGCAGGGAUGUCUGGCUUGCUACCGGCCUUCCGCUCUACGAGGACGAUGCCAUCUCGCUCACGGCUGCAAACUCAACCACCACACGCACGAUCGGCGGUCUCCGCAAUGUGCCCUUCAACAUCGGCGGCAUGGAAGUCUUCCUUCAAGUUCAGGUUAUCGAGCACGCGCCAUGGGAGGUCCUCCUCGGGCGCUCGUUCCUCGCGCACACAUCCUGCAUCACAAGUGACAAGACGGACGGCUCCUCAACGCUCACCCUCACGAACCCCGAGACCGGCGAACGGAUCCGUGUCCCCACGCUCGAGCGCCCGGUCGCCGCUCAUUCGGCUCGCAAUCAGGAUUUUCCGUAA
This is a messenger RNA of Punctularia strigosozonata HHB-11173 SS5, 438 nucleotides long. RefSeq lists its product as uncharacterized. Lineage: Eukaryota; Fungi; Basidiomycota; Agaricomycetes; Corticiales; Punctulariaceae. Bases 1 to 438 code for a protein of 145 amino acids. The record is from RefSeq and is a predicted model, not a curated record. The transcript has a single exon.